AGCCUUUGAUUGCGUCGUGAGCUUCCCGAGUACUUUCGAUCGAGAUGGCUCCCUCGAUGUAUCACGCGGUCGUCGCCGCAGCAAAAUGGCGCAGCAUCGAUCUCGAUCCACUCAAAGAAAGGACGUCCGUUGUAUUCCGCGAAAGGAUCGGCAUCGAUUUCUUGUUAGGUCCGGAUUUCGGAGUCAUAGUGCAUCAAGAUAAGGAGAACAUCAAUGAACAGCUCAUGAAGUGCCAUAAGAAGCGCCCGUCCAUGAAGAUCACGGUCAUCAGCUCCACAUAUCCGGUGAACCUACAGCUUCUCUGCGACGAAUUGGGGUAUAAAGUGAUCCCGUCGUUCGGGAUCCAAAUAGGACAGCUGCUGUCCUUUUUGCUACGGCCCAAAAAAGCGUAACACAAUUUUCCGAAGUUUCGUGAUUCCCAACUCCUACGUCUCGGCUAAUUUCGGGAUGUCGGAGCCGGUCUAGAAGACCGCUGACCCCCAAGCCCCUAAGUGACUCCGCCACUCGAGAGACG
Messenger RNA from Galendromus occidentalis (western predatory mite), 514 nucleotides. RefSeq lists its product as uncharacterized. The coding region runs from base 45 to 392 and encodes 115 amino acids. The record is from RefSeq and is a predicted model, not a curated record. The transcript has 4 exons. NCBI's taxonomy places the organism in Eukaryota, Metazoa, Arthropoda, Arachnida, Mesostigmata, Phytoseiidae.